AUGGAUCAGGCGGCAUUUGACGCGUUGAUGCAGCAAGUGGCGGAGAUGUCGGCAGGCAUGAAGGCGUUAACGACAGAAGUGGAGAGACUACGUGAAGAAAACAACGAGCUACGCCAGGCGCGAGGUGAAGCGCGCCAGGAGUCGCCCGCUGAAGAAGGCGAGAGCACUGGUCAAGCGGUGAGCGGCAAUCCGUUGGAGGAGCUCACACGCGGCUUCGAAGAAGAAGAUAGGCAGCGAGCGGCGGCAGCGACAACAGUUGCAGUGACAACAAUCAAGAUAAAGCCUACGAGCCCGCCCCCGUACAACCCUACAGACAAGAACACUACUGUUAAGGGGUGGUUGUUCGGCGUGGAGGUGUUCUUCACUGCAGCGAAUGUCAACGACGACGCCACGCGUAUUAAUUACGCGGUAUCGCUUCUGCGAGGCCCGGCGCUUGAGUGGUGGCGACGAACCUUGGACACGGGGACCCCGACAGGUGUGACACAUGCGGCAGACGGGACUUCCGACUCUGCUAAUGGGAGGGCAUCAUCAAUAUUCGCUGCGUACCUGGUCACAGUUGGCUUCUGUUCAGGCUACACGGCGUCGUUUAUGGCGCUCGCGGACCAAGUGGACGACAUGGCGGAGGCGGAGCGGUUGGAUAAAUACAUCAGCGGCCUCAAGUACGAGAUACAGUUCGAGCUGGACAGGUGUCUGCCCGAAAUUGACGCCCGCCUCGUGGAUGGGACGCCUCUGGCGAUUUUGGAAGAAACACGGACGGUGCGGAUUGAGUGCGGCGACGAUUUCGGCUUCAGCAUGAAGUUUCUCGCGACGACGUUGGACGGAUGCGACGUGCUCCUGGGGCGCGAUUGGCUGCGACGGCACAACCCGAUAAUCGAUUGGACGACGGGAUCGUGCAGCAUCAGCAAGGACGGAAAGCUGAUUACUCUACCCUCGUGGACUCCGGACUGCAUCGAGUCUACAUGCGUCAAAGCCAUCACUAUUACACGCCACGUCAACAGGGGUGCGCAACUGUUCGCCGUAUGCUUGCGCGAGUUGGCAGCCGACACCGACGGAAACGACAUCGAGAAGCUGUGCGCAGCUGUACCACCUGAUUUAGCGGAGCUGAUUCGACAGUACCCCGACAUCUUCCCCGACGACCUGCCACCUGGACUACCACCCGAACGCCCCGAGGACCACAAAAUCCAGCUGGAGCCCGGCGCGCAACCGACUGUUCGUACACAGUGGCGGUUGACUCAGCCCGAACUUGCGGAGCUUCGAAGUCAACUUGAGUCACUGUUGGAGAAGGGCUUCAUCCGACCCAGUACUUCGCCCUUCGCCGCACCGAUCCUGUUCACACCGAAGAAGGACGGCGGCAUUCGCAUGUGCAUCGACUAUCGCGCGCUCAACCGGGUUACCAUCAAGUCUCGCUAUCCCAUCCCACGCACCGACGACCUCCUCGACCAACUUCGCGGCGCUCGCUACUUCUCGAAGAUUGACCUACGCGGCGGUUACCACCAGAUCAGGGUCUUCGCUGACGACUGUCACAAGACCGCCUUCCGAACCCGCUACGGCAGUUACGAGUUCACUGUGAUGCCUUUCGGCCUCACGAACGCGCCAUCAACAUUCCAACGCACCAUGAACAGGGUAUUUCGCGAUCUGUUGGACAAGUGUGUUAUCGUCUACUUGGACGAUAUUCUGAUUUUUAGCAGGACACGCGAGCAGCACCUCCGCGACCUCGACGCAGUGUUUAAGCGGCUACAGGACAACCGGCUCAUCACCAAGGGUUCUAAGUGCGAGUUCUUUAAGCAAGAGUUGGAGUUUUUGGGGCACGUCAUCUCACGCGACGGCAUCAAAAUCGACCCGAAGAAAAUCAAGACCAUCCAGGAGUGGAAGGCCCCGACUAAUGUCACGGAACUUCAGAGUUUUCUGGGGUUUGUGAAUUAUGUCCGGCGGUUUAUCCCGAAUAUGGCGGGGAUAACCGGCCCGCUGACCGACUUGCUGCACAAGGACAGGAACUUCGUGUGGGGGGAGGAAGCUGAGGCGGCUUUUCAGGGGUUGAAGCAGUUGCUGGUGUCCCCUCCGGUUCUUCGCAUCGCCGACCCAUCCAAGCCGUUCGAAGUCGUCACCGACGCUUCAGAUUUCGCCAUCGGCGCAGUGCUGCUCCAGGAUUUUGGCAACGGCUUACAACCGAUCGCCUACGAGUCACGCAAGUUGCAGGCAGCCGAGCGCAACUACCCGAUUCACGACAAGGAGAUGCUCGCCAUCAUUCACGCGUUUAAACUGUGGCGAUGCUACCUGACUGGAGCCGACUGUCAGAAGAACUGA
Messenger RNA from Closterium sp. Yama58-4, 2304 nucleotides. Lineage: Eukaryota; Viridiplantae; Streptophyta; Zygnematophyceae; Desmidiales; Closteriaceae. The record is from the annotation of a GenBank genome assembly.